Molecule: messenger RNA, 1183 nt
Organism: Ceratotherium simum simum (southern white rhinoceros)
Lineage: Eukaryota; Metazoa; Chordata; Mammalia; Perissodactyla; Rhinocerotidae
Gene: PDCD2L
Product: programmed cell death 2 like
Biological process (GO): apoptotic process
Cellular component (GO): cytoplasm
Source: RefSeq, a predicted model, not a curated record
GCUGUAGUCCGCCUUUUCACGUGGGCGCCCGUCGUCAUGGCGGCCGUGCGGAAGCCGGUGCUGCUCGGCCUUCGAGACGUUGCAGUGCGUGGCCGCCCCACAGGGCCCGGCGCCUGGACUGCCAGCAAGCUGGGCGGUCUUCCGGACGCCCUGCCCGCCGUAGCGGCGCCCAGGCCGGUGUGUGACCGUUGCAGGCAGCCGCUCGCCCUGGUCGUGCAGGUGUACUGCCCGCUGGAAGGCUCCCCGUUUCAUCGGCUCCUGCACGUGUUCGCCUGCCCCCGCCCCAGGUGCGGCAGCGGCGGGGCGCGCAGCUGGAAGGUGUUCCGCUCGCAGUGCCUGCAGGUGCGAGAGGAGGAGGCGCAGGACGCUCAGAAACAGGACAGUGGCCUGACAGCUGAGGAUUGGUGUGAAGGUGCUGAUGACUGGGGAAGUGACAGUGAGGAGGCGCCUCCACCACAGCUUCCCUUGGAUUUUGGAAAUGAUUCCAGCAGUGCCAAAGACAUAGACUGCACUGCCCAGCUCCAAGACCUCUGCUUGCAGGAUACUGUCCCAGGUGCUGCUCCUCCUGCACCUCCUGCGGAAGGAAUGGCUUUGCCUUCUGUGGUGCCACAGUUCCUGCCCUACUACAUCUCUGUCGUCAAUGAGGAUGAUUACAGGGACUUUGUCAGUCUAGAUCAUGCUCAUAGCCUUCUGAGGGAGUAUCAACAGAGAGAAGGAAUUGAUAUGGAGCAGUUGCUUUCCCAAAGUCUUCCUAGUGAUGGUGAUGAAAAAUAUGAGACGACCAUAAUUAAAAGUGGAGAUAAGAUAUUUUACAAAUUCAUGAAGAGAAUUGCUGCUUGUCAGGAGCAGAUUUUAAGGUAUUCCUGGAGUGGAGAACCACUUUUUUUGACCUGCCCUACAUCAGAAGUCACUGAGCUCCCGGCCUGCAGCCACUGUGGAGUCCGAAGAACGUUUGAGUUUCAGCUUAUGCCAGCACUGGUCAGCAUGCUCAGAAAUGCUAAUUUAGGUUUUUCUGUGGAAUUUGGAACAAUUUUAAUUUACACGUGUGAGAAGAGUUGCUGGCCUCAAAAUCAACAGACUCCCAUGGAAGAAUUUUGUAUUAUACAGGAAGACCCAGAUGAAUUAUUAUUUAAGUAGUGCAUUUCCUUUUAUUUGGAUAAAUUAAAACAAAUUUUAAUGUCCA